CAUGCAACAGUUGCGAACGCAAUGUGAAAGAAAGCGACUAGAAGAGUUGGUUACCGGGAAACCAGCGCAAGGGUCACCGAACCCAGUCCCAGCAUUCAAUCCAGAGGAAUAUAAGAAGACACUUGCUGACUGGAAUUAUUCACGUAAUGCUCCGCCACAGGAUAAACCGCCGAAUUACGGAGAAAAAGUCCCCUUACAAAAGCUGACAAACGGCGGAUUUGUCAUGAAGCGCAACGAAAGGUCACAGGACUUAGCGCAAAAUGCACAAAAAGGACGGUCAAACGAGAUGGCGCAAAUGCAACAGGGUGGCGCAGUUGAAAGGUCACGGGACUUAUCGGAGGCACUGCAAAAGGAUGCCAAUGACAAGUCACCAGCCCGAACAGACGGAAUGUCUUCACAAAUCGAUCCGACGAAAACGAACAAUGAAGUGUCUGCAAAGGUGAUUGAAUGGAUGACCGAAAAGGGAUAUAAUAUGGUCACAUAUGAAAGGUCACCAGAGGAGAUGAGAGAUGGUGAAGAAGACGAAUUGAACCGAGCUGACCAAAUAACAAAUGAAGUCAUUGAGAAGCUGAGAGAUAAACGAAAUGAAAACCGUAAAGAGGAAUUGAUCCAUCAGACGAUAAAUGAAGUGACUAAAGGUCACAUGGAUAGCACAAAAGCAAAUGAGCAAGUGCAGAAUGUGGAAAAGGUCACCGGUGAUAAAAUGGCUACAGAGAAGCGAACAAAUAAAGAAAAGCCGCGAAAAUAUUACGAUGUUCGGACUAACGUUCCACACAGGAUUGAUAAGCUGAGCGAAAUACUGAAAGGUCAUAGCACUCCAGCAAAAGGACAAGUGCUUUCCGAUAUGGAUCCGGGACCAGUAUCGCUCAUCCCUGUGAAAUGUAAGAUUCACACGUUGAAAAUUCAAAAUGGAAAACUGCCCAAGAGAAUUGAAGCAUAUACACACGAAGUGAAAGUGGGAGACAUAAAGGUCAACGCAAUGUUGGACACCGGCGCUGAGACGUCGCUGAUCAGCAAACCGUUUUGCGAGAAGAAUGGACUUCAUAUGCUUCCGUUGCCACCAGACAGACUGGUAAAGAUAAACGGAAUUAGCGGAACGUCGGGAUUCCUGGUGACGCACUACUGUGUAGCACCGGUGACCUUAAGAAAGAAGACAAGCGAACAUUCAUUCUACGUCCGACCGAAAUGUGAUGACGUACAAGUCCUAUUGGGAUUUGAUUUCUUGGAAAAGAAAUUUGUACUGAUGGAUAAUGAAGGUGAAGAAGAAAAAGAAGAUGACCCAAAACCAGUUGCCAAAGUGCAAGUCGGAAAGGUCACCGAACUUGCAAAACAGGAAAAGGCUCAAACUGUUAAUAAAGCGCUAAUCCCAGUACCAGAGGCACCGGGAAACGAAAAGAAAAAGAUGACGCGAAAAGAAUUGUCACCAUUUGAGCAGUUGCAAGUAAUCCAGCAGGAGAUCGAAAAGACAUUAAAUCGGACCUUGCUGACACAGAAGGGAAGAGAAAAGGUCAUCCCAGUACCAGAGGCACCAGGAAUGACAAAAGUGCAGCAGGAAGAAAUUAUCCCAGUACCAGAGGCACUGGAAACGAAAUGAAAAUGGAAAAGUCGG
Molecule: messenger RNA, 1609 nt
Organism: Paramacrobiotus metropolitanus
Lineage: Eukaryota; Metazoa; Tardigrada; Eutardigrada; Parachela; Macrobiotidae
Exons: 1
Coding region: 2-1594 (530 amino acids)
Biological process (GO): proteolysis
Molecular function (GO): aspartic-type endopeptidase activity
Source: RefSeq, a predicted model, not a curated record